Lachancea nothofagi CBS 11611 is the source of this 4596-nucleotide messenger RNA. NCBI's taxonomy places the organism in Eukaryota, Fungi, Ascomycota, Saccharomycetes, Saccharomycetales, Saccharomycetaceae. The record is from the annotation of a GenBank genome assembly.
AUGUCAAGAAUUCUACGUUACGUUCCCUUAGCUAAAACAAGCGUGCAAAACUCCAUCGCCAGAAGAACGAAGUACAGAACCAUUGAGGUACCAACCAUGGCUAAGAACGUGGGCACUUUGCCUGUAGACUCGAAUAUCGAGUCCAAAGAGGCCAAAGCUGGCGGAAACCUGGCUCAAAAGGCAUACUCUGAGAUGGGUGGGGCUAAAGCUGAAAAGCGGCGCUCCACGUCAUCAUAUGCCACUUCCGGCAAGGAAAUUCUAGUGGCUUCCAAUGCGCAAGGUAUCAUGAAAAUGCCUGUGCCAAACGAAUACGGUACUGUGGGCCCUGCGCCGAUGGAGAUCACUGACCCUAAACAAUUUCGGACUGCUCCCUCCAGGGACAUCAACUUGCACGACACCAGUAUCGACAAAGCCGCCUAUGAAGAGCGCGAGCGUAGUAUCCAGAAGAUGCGGGAGACCAUUGGGCAAGACCGCUCGUUCAAUGUUUAUCCGUGGAAGUCUAUCGGAGGGUUUUUCGGUAGUGGUAGCGGACCUGCCAGUGCCGAUGGUGACGUUGUGAAAGCUUAUAUUACUGAAAAGUUCUAUAACGACAUUUACUUCAACAUGGCCGGCAUUGUGGGAACCUGCUACUUUUCGUGGCUUUUGGCACACUGGAGAUUCUCGUGGUUGUCGCUGUUUUUUGUGUUCUUCUGCGCUGCGUCAGUGUAUCGAAGCGAGUUUCGCCGGUUUAACAGAAAUAUUCGUGAUGAUCUCACCAGAAUUGUGGUGGAGGAAACGCUUUCGGAUAGAAAGGAGUCAACUCUCUGGUUAAACUCGUUUCUAUCUAAAUUUUGGGUCAUUUACAUGCCUGUGCUUUCACAACAGGUGAAAGAUAUCGCCAAUCCGCAGCUAGCAGACGUUGCACCAGGCUACGGUAUCGAUGCAAUUUCACUUGACGAAUUCAAUCUUGGCACUAAAUCCCCAACCAUCGACGGUAUCACGUCUUACACCAAAAGGGGGAAAGAUACCGUUGAAAUGGACUGGGAAUUUUCAUUCACGCCCAGUGACGUUUCGAAUAUGACUCAGAACGAGGCUAAAGAGAAAAUCAACCCCAAAAUAGCCAUGGGUGUUACGGUCGGAAAAGGUUUCGUAUCAAAAUCCUUGCCCGUACUAGUCGAAGACGUCAACUGCAAGGGAAGAAUGCGCAUCACUAUCAAGUUUGGCCAUUCUUUCCCAAAUAUCAAGAUUGUCUCGCUUUCUUUGAUGGAGCCCCCUUUCAUUGAUUUUGCAUUGAAGCCAGUGGGAGGAGACACUUUGGGUUUGGACAUAAUGUCAUUUUUGCCUGGUUUAAAGACGUUUGUCAAGACAAUGAUCAACUCGAACGUGGGUCCUAUGCUUUACAACCCUCACACGUUGGAUAUUGAUGUUGAAGAAAUCAUGGCUGCUCAAUCUCAAGACGCUAUCGGCGUUGUCGCAGUCACCUUACAUUCUGCCGAUGAAUUAAAAAGCUCCGACUUUCUGGGAAACACGGUCGACCCAUACGUUACUCUCACCACAGAAAACGGAAACAUUGGUGAGACUACCAUUCGGACCUCUGUCAAGUCUAAUAUCAAAUCUCCUCGUUGGAACGAGACCAAAUAUGUUUUGAUUAACAGUUUAGAGCAGAAAAUGUUUUUCACUUGCUUUGAUUUCAAUGACAUUCGCAAGGACACGCUUAUUGGCAAGCUCGAGUUCAAUUUGGCAACGCUACUUCAGACUCCUUCUAUCACUGACCAGAGUUCGAAGUUGACGUCCGGAGGCCGCACGAGAGGUACUUUGAAUUAUGAUCUCCACUGGUUGCCAGUCAUAAGCGAAGAAACAAGAGCUGCUAAGGAAGACAUGUCAGACGCACCCGAAAGAGCAGAACUAGAUGACGACACUGAAGCUGAACAAUCUGCUUCUGACGUUGGUAUUUUGAAGGCUACUUUUCACAAGGCAAAGUUUUUGAAAGCUCUUGGCUCUUUGCAAGGAGCAUUGAGCCCAAGUGCGCUAAUGAUGAUCGAUGGAAAAGUUGUGAAGAAGUAUAGAACAUUACGUCGCAUUAAUGAACCAUCGUGGGAAGAGUGUAUUGAAGUGCUUGUUCCUUCAAAGAAGAAUUCCGUCCUCACGAUUAAAGUUUUCGACGAUGGUAUGGCUGGUAAAGAGCUCCUUUGUGAAUACUCCUCUUCGAUGUCGGACAUUUUGAGUAUUUCUGAAGGCGGACAAACAAUGCUGGCUGCAUCUCCACAAGGCGAGUUAUAUCUAUCAACCGUAUGGAAGCCUGUUGCUAUGACUGGAUCGUUUGCACCUGCAAAUUCCAUGCGUGAUCCUCUCGGGGUUGUCAAGCUGCACAUAAAGGAUGGAUUGAUUGAUGAGCAGCUUUCCGGUGUAGGUGACAUUGAUCCAUACAUUACGGUUUCACUCAAUAAACAUGUCACGCACAAAACUCAAUACAUUCCAGAUAAUCGUGAACCCAAGUUCAAUACUAUAAUUUAUGUCCCAGUUACAUCAGAAAAUCAAUCUAUUCUUUUGAAGGUCAUGGACUAUCAAAAGGUGGGCAAAGACAGACCUGUUGGUUCGUAUACUAUCCCGGUAUCUAAAGUUGCGCAGAAAGAUCCAGAGACAAACAAAUAUGUACAGGUUGAGAAGGCUCAACCUGCUCAAUGUAGACUAUUGGGCAAGAAUAUGGCAUUGACUAAGAGCUACAUCAACGUCGACAUGUCGUUCAUUCCAGUUACUCCAGUUUACAAUCCGGAUGAACUAUCUAAAGUCGAACAACUGGAGGCCAAAAUUAAAGAGAGAAAGGAGAAGUUUAAUAAAGAACAAGAGGAAAUGAAGAAAGCCAUGGAGGAGCACCCUGAUCAAUACGAAGUUGUUGAAGUUGAAAUUGAGGAUGAACAAGAGAAGAGUCUAAAGAAAAAGGAAAAGAAGACCGUUGAAGAGCUGUUGAGAGACAACUCAGGAGUCUUGGAUUAUCAGAUUCUGAGUGGCAAGCUUUCAAAGCGUUCUGCUCACUUGCAAGUACUCUUUGAUGAUCUUGCGUGCCCUACCUCUACCUCAUUAAAAUCCAAGAAUGAAGAAGUUGUUCCAGACAGUGGCUCAUGUUUCAUUCGUGAUUUGAAUCAUAGCCGUAUCACCUUCAGACUAUCGAAGAAGUACGAAGCGAAGGAUUUGGAUGACAUUUUGGGCGAGGAAUCGUUCUCGGUGAAAGAGCUGUUGAAGAAAGGUCUCAAAGCACCAACUCUUAUUAAGGCAAAAGGUUCCGAAUUAGAAGUUCGCUUUUUCUACACGCCUGCUAAAUUUCAAUUGCCUGCCACUGAAUCUAUCGAAGAUACGGGUUCCCUAAAACUAAACGUGAUAUCGGCUGAGGGUCUGCCAUCUCACGAUAGAAACAACAAGUCUGAUCCAUUUGUAGUCAUAAAAGUGGAUGGUAGUAAAGUGGGAAAAACAGACGUGAUCAAAAAAACGUUAUCACCAGUGUGGAAUGCUAACGUGGAAGUUCCUAUUCCUUCCAGGUCAAGAUGCGAAGUUGCGGUUGAAGUUUACGAUUGGGAUAGAGCUGGAUCUAAUGAUCUCCUAUGCUCUACGGUGCUAGAUACCAAGAUGCUUGUUCCCGGGAAGACUCAUGAUUUGAAUCUGGAUCUAGACUCUCAAGGUUCGAUAAAAAUGAAGGCCACUUUCACGCCAGAGUAUUUGUUCCCAGCUCUAGAUCCUGCUAAAGGAGGCCUGGCCGUUAUGCCCUUCAAAGCUAUAGAUGGGGUUGCUAACAUCGGUGUGGGAGUUGCUGGCGCUGGUUUAGGAGCUGCCCAAAACGUUGCCGGAGCAGGUUUUGGCGCAGCUCAAAAUGUGGCAGGCGCUGGCUUUGGUGGAGUUCAGAAAGGUGGCAAAUUCUUGAAGGGACUUGGAAGAAAGUCUAAGAAAGAGUCCCGUAGCCAACAAGGGUCAGACGAAGCCACUGAGUCAGAAUCGCAGGAAGAUGAGAGUAGGCCAAAGGCGUCCAAAAAGUCAAUGGACUAUGAUGUCACGAAACCCAAUAAUAGCUACGCGGAGGUUAGGCAUAGUAGUGACCGUCCGCAGGACACGGCGACUUCACCAAAAAAUGGAGAAGGGUCGAGUGUAGUUGGCGCGCCUGGCCCAAUACACAAACGUUCCACUUCCACGGCCAGCAGUUUUGCUCGUACUCUGGCGCCAAGCGAUACCUACAGAGGUAAAGUAACUGUGUUGGGUGCGGAAAAUAUGGGCAAAGCUUCUCUACAAGUGCGGGUUUCGUUGGCACAGAGUGGUCGCAUAAGGCACAUGUACCGAACUGAUAACCAAAAAACAGAUUCCGAAGGCCGCGUGCAGUAUACUGGAGCGUUGUGUGAAUUCAAAGCUUCGCCAGAAGCUAACCUGGUAUUUGGAGCCGUUGCAACGCACAGGUUUGGAAAGGAUACCGAAUUAGGAGUUGCACAGGUGAAUUUAGGAGAUUCGCAAAUUCAACAGGAAGGAACGUUAUCCUUGAAACUUGGCAGGGGCCAUCUACUCUUGAAAAUUGAGUAUGGAGAUACUGAAGUCCCACCUGUGCCCGAUAUCCCAUCCGAGUAUAAGACUAAAGACUAG